AUGAAGAAAAUAAUCUUCUUCAUCGUUUUUUGCACAGCUGUUGAGGAGGGUUCAGGGGAGCAUAUCUUUGUUUCUUUGGAAAAGACUUGGUAUGAGGCUCAGGCUUACUGUAGAGAAAAGUACACUGAUCUGUCCUUUAUUACUAGCCAGAGUGAGCAAAAUCGUCUUCAAGCAGCCUCAGGUCAAAACAUUACCACUGGAUGGAUUGGUCUCCACAAAGAAAGCAUCAACAGCUCAGUCUGGAAGUGGUCAGGAGGUGAGCACAUAACAUACCAGAACUGGGGAUACUGGCAACCGGACAAUUACAAUGGGAGGGAGUCUGUUGUACAAAUCUGGUAUGGUGGAAAGUGGAACGAUUUUGAGCCAUCGUUUGAGCUGCCUUUUUACUGCAUCAGUGUUACUGCAGUGCAGGUGAGGAGGACCUGGGAGGAGGCCCUGGAGCAUUGCAGAGAGACUGACACUGACCUUGCAAGCCUGCACUCUGAGUGGGAGAUGCACCAGGUUCUGAGUGGGAUCCAGCAUGACCACAUAACCGAGGGGGUGUGGAUCGGCCUGCGUUUUCUUGGAGACCGCUGGCUGUGGCUGGAUGGUGGCUCUAUGUUGUAUGAGGCCUGGCCAGAGGGAGAACAUCAGGACUACCAGUGUCCAAUACAAAAACGCUGUGGAGCUUUAACCAAAGGAGGACGGUGGGGGAACUGGGACUGUGAGGAAAAACUCAACUUCAUCUGCAACUGA
Xyrichtys novacula (pearly razorfish) is the source of this 735-nucleotide messenger RNA. Lineage: Eukaryota; Metazoa; Chordata; Actinopteri; Labriformes; Labridae. The record is from the annotation of a GenBank genome assembly.